Molecule: messenger RNA, 1601 nt
Organism: Salpingoeca rosetta
Lineage: Eukaryota; Choanoflagellata; Craspedida; Salpingoecidae
Exons: 9
Coding region: 92-1390 (432 amino acids)
Source: RefSeq, a predicted model, not a curated record
UUGCGACAGCACAAACUGCAUUGCCACCGUUGCAGAUAUCAAGCCGCCAGCCAGCCAGUGCUCCACACCCCCUCUCUCCCCUGUCUCGGCGAUGACGAGCCCGCAGCAGGCACACUCGGGUGCCUCGUACCGCAGCAGCCAGCACAGCAGUCACGCCAGCAGUUCCAGCAAUGGCGGUGCCGGCGUUGUUGUGCUGGGAGAGGGCGAUCGCAGUUCACAGGCCAUCCACGACCACUUGCGCGAGCAGUUGUCAACAAAAGACGCGGAGAUUGCUCGGUUACGAACCCAGAUGCAGCAGCUCCAGAACAACGCAUCACAGCACACCGAUCUGACCUCACAGCUGCAAUCGCGGACUUCAGACUACCACUUGGAACAUGACAGGCUUGUGAGAGAACAAACCCGCGUCAAGACGCUGGAGGAGCAAUUCAAGCAACUGCAGGAAAAACAUGCCAAGGUAUCGACGGAGAAUGCGCAAUUGCGGAAGCAGGUCGGCCAGCAGUCUGCGUACAUCGAGAGCCUUAGCAGGGAACUCAACCAACUCAGGAGGCAAACCACACACGAGCAUGAGCUCCCGGAGCUGCGCAAUCAAGUGGAAAAGCUCAAAGCGCAGAACGAACAGCUCUCACAACGCCUCCUCCAGAAAAACAAGCACGUGGAUAUGAAGGCGCUCCCGCCGUUACCAGACGGCACCGUCCCUUCCUUCGAGGACCUUGAGGCCGUGACGAUGGCGCGGUUGGAGCAGGAGAAUGCGCGUCUGUCCGCGAAAGUGCACGAGCUGGAGGAGCACGUGCGGCGCGCAUAUGAACAGCGGCAGGCGGUGGUAAAGCAAUUGGAGGAUGAGCAGAAGAUCACUACAAAGCUGUCGAAGGAGACGGAAACGAUUGGGGAGUACAUUGCGCUGUAUCAGCGGCAGAAGCAAACCAUGCUCAACACGCUCGCCUCAAAGGACGCCUUUAUCCAGCAGCUCAGAGAGGCAAACGCACACAUGCGCGAGCAGCUUGCACUGUACGACAUUGUCGAUACGCAGCCGCCGGUUGAGGAGCAAGCGCCGCCCUCUGCCCUCAACACUGACAACAGUGCACACAGCAAGGACAGGGGGCGUGGCGCCAACAAGGAAUCGCUGUCUGUCGCCCAGAGCGGUGAUGGGAGCAAUGCACAACAGCCCGAACCACACCGCCAUCACGCUCCUGUGUCGUCCUCACCACCACCACCACACCGUCAACUCUCCUCUGCUGCAGCGUCCGCCCAACAACAACAACAACAACAACAACGACAACAACAACAACAACAACAACAACAACAACAACGCCAGCGGGCGCGCGUGCCGGAAUGGGUGCAGGCUGCAACGUCUCAUGGCUAUUAUGCAAAGUUCUCCGUCAUGUCCCUGUAAACAUCACGCCGGAUGUGGAUGUCACGUGCACGAUGGAUGGGUUUCGUUCAUCGCGGUGAUGCAACUUGUUUACUGCUGCAUUCGGUGGCUUUUGCUUGUCCACAACUCUCAACAGCAUGAUACGCGUGCUCAUUGCUGGCUGUUCUCUUUGUACACAAUUCGGAGAUAUGGGGGGUGUGGUGUGGACGAAACAAAUGAACGAAAGUCAACG